AUGACGACUCAAAGAUGGGAUAUGAAAUCAAAUUAUAUGCUUACAUUUACUGUUUGUAAAUAUGGUUUAAAUCCAGAACGAUGGGAUUUAAUUGCAAAUGAUCUAGCUGAGGAUAUUAAUACAACACCACAAAAUUGUAAAGCACAAUUUUAUUUAUUAUGUCAACAAUAUGGUCAAGAUUGGCACAAAGAAUCACUUGAACGUCUUGAUACUCAUAUUUUUUCAAUAAUAAAACGUCUUUAUUAUGGUGAUCUAUGUGAACGAAUGACUGAAUCACGAGAUUUACUUAUGGUUAUGUAUGAUUUUAUACGCUUAUUUAAAAGUGGUCGAGUUAAACCAAAUGAUAUCAGUGAAAUUUUACAAGAUGUUAAAAAUAGUGUUACAACUCAUAAUAAUACACAAGAUAAUGAACGAGAACAAAAAAUAAAAAUGCUUGGACGUCUUAAAUUACAUAUGACACAACAAAUAUCUCAAACAUCACAUUCACAAGAUUUAUCAUGUUCAGUUGAAUUAUUACCUCCACCACCAUUUUUUCAAUAUCAACCAACAAAUACAAAUUAUAUUUCUCAAGAACAAUUGGCUAUAACAACAGAUGAAAAUGAUCGACAAGUGCCUUCAAUAGAUAAUUGUAAAAAAUCUGAUCCAACUGACACAUCAUCAUUUCCAAUAAUUACACAAUCAAAUAAUAUUUUUAUUGGAAACGAAAUAGAAUCAUCCAAUAAUAAUAAUAAUCAAUCAAAUGAAGAUGAUAUUGAUGAAAUUGAACUUAGUUCAAAUGAUGAUAAUGAUCGAACUGAAACAGUACAAAUGUCAACUAUUAAUGAAUGUGUAACGAGUACAAAUUUAAUUAUUGAUCAAGAUGAAUCAACAUUUAUGUCAGUUGAACAACUAGAAACAAAUGUAUCAUCAACUAUACCACCAAUACCUAUUGAAGUAUCAAAUUCAAAUGAUAAAGAUUUAUAUGAAAUUGUAAGUAGUAUUGGUGUUAGUAAUCAAUCAGAAUCUGAUACUCGAUUAUCAACUGAGGAACGAGCAACAUCAAGUAUCAACAAUUUACCAACAUCAUCAAAUCUUCAACUCAAUGCAAAUAUUACUAGUUCAAGUGAUUAUUCUACAUUAGAUAAUGAUCGAAUAGAAUCGACAGAAGAUCAGAAUCAUCAUUCGAUUCAAACCGAAUCAAUUGUUAUAAUAUCGAGACAUAUUUCUGUUGACGACAGUGAAAUUAAUCAGAUGGAUACUGAACAGAUUUCAAAUGAUCAUACUGAUACUACAGUACUAAAUAAUAAUAAUGAUAAUGAUGAUGCUAGUUUUGUUAUUGAGGAAACAGUUUCGAAUACAGAUACUUUUAAGAUUUCAAUUUCAUCCAAAACUAAUGAAAAUGAUGAAUCAACAAUUACAAGAAAUUCAAAUAGAAAAUCACGCUUGACAACAACUUCAUCAUCCAAUAAUUUUCGUAAAUCAAUCAUAUCAAUUCUUAAUAAUUUAAAAACUGCUAAAUAUGGUUCUGAUUUUGCUAAACCACUUAAAUCAUUUAAAUUACCUGAUGAAUAUUAUUUUCGUAUUAAAAAACCAUUAGACAUACCUGAAAUACGUGAACGUAUGAAUAAUGGUGAUUAUGAUGAUAAUAUUCUUUUAUUUGAACGUGAUAUUUUAUUAAUGUUUACAAAUGCUUUAUCAAUGUAUCAUCGAGAUCUUGAUAUUCAUGAUCAUGCACAACAAAUGAUAAAUUACGCAAUGGAAUUAUUUUCACUCAUUGAAAAUGUUCAUAUUCCAUGGAAAACUGAACAUAUUAAAAAUGAUGAUGAUGAUGAUGAUACAUCAAAUGUAUGUCUUCCUGAUAAUGAAAAUGAUAGUAAUGAUGAUGCACUGAAUAUUUCGUCAAGCAUACAAACACCACCUUUAAGGGCGUCAACAUCACCAUCUAAUCACGUUGAUUUAUCAACAAAAUGUCUUCGACGUCAAACAACAUCGAAUCAUCCAAUGAAUAAACGACAACGUAAAACAAUGCAUUAA
This is a messenger RNA of Rotaria sp. Silwood2, 2013 nucleotides long. Lineage: Eukaryota; Metazoa; Rotifera; Eurotatoria; Philodinida; Philodinidae. The record is from the annotation of a GenBank genome assembly.